Messenger RNA from Balaenoptera musculus (blue whale), 2846 nucleotides. RefSeq names its product cell division cycle associated 7 (gene CDCA7). Gene Ontology annotation, biological process: regulation of DNA-templated transcription. The transcript is spliced from 10 exons. The coding region runs from base 96 to 1469 and encodes 457 amino acids. NCBI's taxonomy places the organism in Eukaryota, Metazoa, Chordata, Mammalia, Artiodactyla, Balaenopteridae. Gene Ontology annotation, cellular component: nucleus. The record is from RefSeq and is a predicted model, not a curated record.
GCCCGCCCGCGCGGCUCGAGCUCCGGCUCCUGCGUGGUGGGACGGCGGCGCGCGCGGCUGCUCAGCUCUCAGCGCUCCGAGCGCCAGCCGCCAGCAUGGACUCUCGCCGCGUGCCGCAAAAGGAUCGCAGAGCAAAGAAGAACUUCAAGAAAUUCAGAUAUGUGAAGUUGAUUUCCAUGGAAACCUCGUCAUCCUCUGAUGACAGUUGUGACAGCUUUGCUUCUGAUAAUUUUGCAAACACAAAACCUAAAUUCAGGUCAGAUAUCAGUGAAGAACUGGCAAAUGUUUUUUAUGAGGACUCUGAUAAUGAAUCUUUCUGCGGCUUUUCAGAAAGUGAGGUGCAAGAUGUGUUAGACCAUUGUGGAUUUUUACAGAAACCAAGGCCAGAUGUCACUAACGAACUGGCCAGUAUUUUUCAUGCCGACUCUGAUGAUGAAUCGUUUUGCGGUUUCUCAGAGAGUGAGAUACAAGAUGGAAUGAGGCUGCAGGCAGACCACGCGGGCUGUCGGACCCGCAGUCAGUGCAGAACUUCCGGACCUCUCCGGGUGGCCAUGAAGUUUCCAACUCGAAACACCAGGGGAGCAUCCAACGAGAGAGCAGCGCCCCCCGAACCCUCAGAGAAUUCUGUGACUGAUUGCGAUUCUGACUCAGAAGAUGAAAGUGGCAUGAAUUUUUUGGAGAAAAGGGCUUUAAAUAUAAAGCAAAACAAAGCAAUGCUUGCAAAACUAAUGUCAGAAUUAGAAAGCUUCCCUGGCUCCUUCCCUGGAAGGCGUUCUCUGCCAGGCUCCAGUUCACGUCCAAAGACACCCCGAAGGCGCACAUUCCCAGGUGUCGCCUGCAGGAGAAACCCUGAGCGGAGAGCUCGUCCUCUUACCAGGUCAAGGUCUCGGGUCCUUGGGUCGCACAGUGCCCUGCCCAUGGAGGAGGAGGAGGAGGAGGAGGAGGAGGAGGAGGAGGAGGCGGAUAAGUACAUGUUGGUGAGAAAGAGGAAGCCCAUGGCCGGCUACAUGAACGAAGAUGACAUGCCCCGAAGUCGUCGCCCUGGAUCCAUGACCCUUCCCCAUAUAAUUCGCCCAGUGGACGAAAUCACGGAGGAAGAAUUGGACAACAUCUGCAACAACUCUCGAGAGAAGAUCUAUAACCGUUCAUUGGGAUCGACUUGUCAUCAGUGCCGCCAGAAAACUAUGGAUACCAAGACAAACUGCAGAAACCCAGAGUGCUGGGGCGUUCGAGGCCAGUUCUGCGGGCCCUGCCUUCGAAACCGUUAUGGUGAAGAAGUCAGGGAUGCUCUGCUAGACCCAAACUGGCACUGCCCACCGUGUCGCGGGAUCUGCAACUGCAGCUUCUGUCGGCAGAGAGACGGGCGGUGUGCAACUGGGGUGCUCGUGUAUUUAGCCAAGUACCACGGCUUCGGGAACGUGCAUGCUUACUUGAAAAGUCUAAAACAGGAGUUUGAAAUGCAAGCAUAAUAAUUGGAAGAUCCACUACCUGCCUUCCACUUCACAAAUCUUCCUUGUUUUAAAGUUUUCAAUUUUGUCAUGUGAUUGAAGCCCGAGUUUAAGAAUUCUGAUGAUCAGUCUGUCUUAUAGGCAAAUCAAGUUAACCUCAUUAGACAUGCCUGCAUGUCUGGGCGUCAGGGGGGUGUAGUGCCAGCUGUACUCUGCCCUCCUGCAGUUUCUGCUUUGCAUUUCCCCCCACCCCUCAUCCCAUGCCAUCCCCCUCUUAUUUCCAGUGGUUCUCUUCCAUCAUUUAGUUUCAGAAUCCUUUUUAAAUGACAAUUUUAUGAAAGCAUGUUUGAUUUAAUUGGUGUUGAAAUAGCCCUGGAAUCCACCCAUAAAACCAAGCACUUAGAAACGCAGUAGUAGUGUUAACUAACUACAUCUCUCGAUUUCCAGAGACUAGCCCUCUAACUUGCUUACGUGAAAACACUGGGUCUGAUGUAGUGUUCGCUGACAUUUUUAACAGAAUCAAGGCACAAAAGUCUUAAAACCAUGUGGAAAAAUUAGGUGAUUGUUGGCAAGUGGAGUAUAUGACUGUGGAGGCCUCACGGUGGAGGCCUGUGGAGGAGAAUAUUCCAUGUAUUGUGUUCCAUGUAUUGUGCUUAUUAUUCAAGUUGUCACAGUUGAGGCUUAGUUGCUGCUGAUUUCUUCCACCAAGUGCAUCUGGCCCACACGGUCACGACCCAAAGGUUCUCGUGCAGUGCUAUGCUUGAAAUCAUUGUAGAAAAGCCAUCCUGGGGAACUGGGACGGGGAGCCUUCAGUAGUAGGCCGAUUUGAAUUCAUGGAAUAAAACUUCAGGAUAAUUGUAGUUUGCCACGUUUAUUUCAGUUCAUAACGUAAGGUAUUUCAAAUAAAUUCUUGCUUAUGUUGCAUGGAAAAUUGAUACUUAUACUCAGCUACAAUUCUUUGCAGUUUUUACUUUCUUGAAGAAAUUAUAAGCCAGGCACAGGGUUCACAUUCAGGUUUGAAGCACUUUUAUAACACUGAGAAGUGCCUUUUUGGAGAAGGGUGACUUUCAACAGUUUGCUAACUUGACAUCUCUGCCAGUUUAGUUUCUGGGCAGAGUCCAUGUGUCGUCUCUCCCUCCCCCUGUUUCGGCAUGAAUCAAAUCGUUCGAUAGAGGUAGAAUCUAAGUGUGUGUGUGUUCAUUUUGCUUUGCGUCUGUAGCCCGUAGCUGUGCCCGUGCAGUGUUUGGUGCAUAAUUGGACCUUGAAUCAAUAAAUGUAAAUAGAGCAUUUGAUCUGUUAUGCUUUUAUACAAAGUUUUUUAUUUUAAUAAUAAAACAUUUUGUUCUAGCUUGUCUGCUUUUUAAAAAAUCUUUGAUACUCAAUCUUACUGCACUGAGU